Messenger RNA from Pestalotiopsis fici W106-1, 444 nucleotides. Its product is annotated as 60S ribosomal protein L14-A. The record is from RefSeq and is a predicted model, not a curated record. The transcript is spliced from 2 exons. Gene Ontology annotation, molecular function: structural constituent of ribosome; RNA binding. Gene Ontology annotation, cellular component: cytosolic large ribosomal subunit; ribosome. Bases 1 to 444 code for a protein of 147 amino acids. NCBI's taxonomy places the organism in Eukaryota, Fungi, Ascomycota, Sordariomycetes, Amphisphaeriales, Sporocadaceae. Gene Ontology annotation, biological process: ribosomal large subunit biogenesis; translation.
AUGUCCGAGACAACGAUCGUUGCUUCCAACUGGCGCCUGGUUGAGGUCGGCCGUAUCGUUCUCGUCCAGGGCGAGGGCGCCUACGCUGGCCGCCUGGCUGCCAUCGUUGAGAUCAUCGACCACAAGCGAGUUCUGGUUGACGGUCCUUCCUCCGACGCCAAGCUCGUCGUCCCCAGACAAGCUAUCAGCCUGUCGGACGUCCUCCUCGCACCUUUCGUCAUUGAGAAGCUGCCCCGUGGUGCCCGCACCGGUGCCGUCAAGAAGUUCUGGGAGAAGGCCGAGAUCGACGCCAAGUGGAAGCAGAGCAGCUGGGCCAAGUCCAAGGACCAGAAGGAGAAGCGCCGCGCCCUGACCGACUUUGACCGAUUCAAGGUCCUGCGCCUGAAGAAGCAGCGCAGAUUCGAGCAGCGCAAGGCUCUGGCCAAGGUCAAGGCCUCCGCAUAA